Messenger RNA from Cokeromyces recurvatus, 1612 nucleotides. RefSeq lists its product as uncharacterized. The transcript is spliced from 6 exons. The record is from RefSeq and is a predicted model, not a curated record. Bases 129 to 1586 code for a protein of 485 amino acids. Lineage: Eukaryota; Fungi; Mucoromycota; Mucoromycetes; Mucorales; Mucoraceae.
AAAAUGAUGCCAUCGAAACAAAAUAAACAAGUCAAAAUAAAUACCUUAUACUUAGAAAUUUUUGGAAUACAAAUUUAUUAGCAGUUUGAAUUAAACAAUUACCGCUCUUUUCUCUGCUUAAUUAAAAUAUGGGAAUGCUUCAAGGAAAGAAACGCCCUCUAAUGGGCUUUUCCAAAAGUGGCAUUGUCGAUUCAAAAAGUAAAACGUUUGAGGAGAGAUUGACCGAAGUCAUGGCUUUAUUUUAUAAACAAACUCAACUUAUACCCAUUGCAAAUCAACUUCCUAAAGCAGCCUUAAAGAACGAUGCAGAUCUUUCAGUAUACAAUACACCCACUAUCACAAAACAUGCUUCACAAGAUAUUCAGUUACUGUGGUCUUUAGCAAUAGCUAUCUUCCGUUCAAAAAAAACUGACUCUGUUCAACAAUGGCUUCGUGAUCUUGUUCAACCUGGUAUGCAGUACCAAUUAGAACGUUAUCUUAAAGCGUAUGAUGAUCCUUUUGUGGCAGCUUUUAUUUAUUUAACAUUUGGACAACGCAAGAUGGCUUCGGACGAGGCACGAAAGUUAAAAGAUACUUCAUUAAGCAUAUAUAUUAUUCAUUCAGAAUUUAAGUCCAUGAGUGGUAUCAUACUGAACCAGAUCGAAAUGUUUAAAUCGGAAGGUCAAUGGCAACAAAUGUCAGUCUUCCAUAGAAAAUGUUGGCUUUUGGUAGCUGGUCGAUUAGGUUAUGAAUACGAUGAUAAAUUUGCAGUAACAGAAGGCAUCUAUUGGCAGUGUGUUUUAGGAAUGUAUGUUUGGUUUGGAAAGAGACAUGACGACAAUAAGCUUACUCUAGAAUUCUAUAAUCAAGUGUUUGAUAAACCAAAACGUGAUAAUCUGCAAUUAAAGACAGCUAAAUACACAGCUAAACCCGAUUAUGAUUGUUAUUGGUUUCAACUUUUACAGUGGUGGAUAGGAGAUCAUAAACUAGCCCAUUUUGAUGAAUGGCCACUUGAUUUCGUUUGGUUAUUAUCGAUGUAUACAAAGGAAAAUAAUAUAGAUUUAUCUUUUAGUUUGAAAUGGAUUGAUCAGCUAGAGCAUACCGAUUUGGUUGAUUGGGCUAUAUAUGCAUCCCUGUUCUUACCAAGCCCUACAGAAAAGCUAAAUUAUAUUUUACGUCAAUGUGAAUGGACGGAUGAAAGACGAUUAGUUGAAGAAUACCAUAUUCCCUAUAAGCAAAUUCAAAUAGCAAAGGCUUUAAAUGCACAUGACUCGUGGAAUUUUGAGUCAGAGUAUACAUAUUUAAUACAAGGUCAAUUAUAUAAUGAAGCUAAAAUGGCUUUAUUCUUUUUCCUUUUACCGAAAUUAUAUCGAGACAAUGAUAAAAACUCACUCCAACUUUGUUUAAAAUAUAUGGAUGAGUAUUCUCAAGCUGAUGAAGAGAUUGAAUUAUUAAAAGAUGUCUAUACAUAUCUUACUGUAGAAGGCUCAAAUAAUGAGCAAGGAAAGGAAUACAUCUCGAAAUUACAAAAUCUUCAAAAGAUGUAUGGAUCUAGAAGUAUGAAAGAUCUAUUAUCAAGUUUAAUACAUGAAAUUGAAUUAAAAUAAAAUUACAAUACUUUAUUUUUGUAUAU